AUGACCUCCCAAAAGUCGGCCGGUAUGUCCUCCAAGGGCGUCACCGUCGUUCUCGGUGCUCAGUGGGGCGACGAAGGAAAGGGAAAGCUCUCCGACAUCCUCUCCCAGGAAGCCGAUGUCUGCGCCCGCUGCCAGGGUGGCAACAAUGCUGGACACACCAUCGUUGUCGGCAAGACCAAGUAUGACUUCCACAUGCUCCCUUCCGGUAAGGAUCACGAUAACAACGAGGAUCGAGAGACUCUUCAAGAUAUGGACAACAUUGCAACAAACACAAAGGAUUCAUCUUCGAACUGCACCUCUGUUGUUGGUGCCGGUGUCGUUGUUCAUGUUCCUUCGUUCUUCGAGGAGCUCACUAGCCUCGAGAAGAAGGGUUUGGACUGCACCGGACGUCUCUUUGUCUCUGACAGAGCUCACCUUGUCUUUGAUAUCCACCAGAUCAUCGAUGGCCUCAAGGAGCUGGAGUUGGGUCGUGGAAGCAUUGGAACCACCCGCAAGGGAAUUGGCCCAACCUACUCUUCCAAGGCCUCCCGUUCCGGUCUCCGUGUCCACCACCUGUACAACUUUGAGGAGUUUUCAGAAAAGUUCCGCACUCUCGUCGAGAACAAGCACAAGCGCUACGGUGCCUUUGAAUACGACGUCGAGGCCGAGCUCGCCAGAUAUAAGGUGUUGGCUGAGAAGCUCAAGCCAUAUGUCAUUGACAGUGUCUACUUCAUGCACAAGGCGAUCAAGGACAAGAAGAAGGUCCUCGUCGAGGGAGCCAACGCAUUGAUGCUUGAUCUCGACUGGGGCACCUAUCCCUAUGUGACCUCGUCCAACACUGCCAUCGGAGGUGUCUGCACAGGUCUCGGUAUCCCACCCCAGACCAUCCAGAAGGUUGUUGGUGUCGUCAAGGCCUACACCACCCGUGUUGGUGGUGGCCCCUUCCCCACUGAGCAGCUGAACGAGAUUGGCGAGUACCUCCAGCGCGUCGGUUUCGAGGUCGGAGUGACGACUGGUCGCAAGCGUCGCUGCGGAUGGUUGGAUAUGGUCGUCGUCAACUACUCGACCAUUAUCAACGGAUACACGUCGCUCAACAUUACCAAGUUGGACAUUUUGGACCAGCUGGACGAGAUCAAGAUCGGAGUGGCCUACAAGGUCGACGGCAAGGUCCUCGAGGGCUUCCCUGCCAACCUGUCGCUGCUGGAGAACGUCGAGGUCGUCUACGAGACCAUGCCCGGCUGGAAGACCGACAUCUCCAAGUGCCGUACCUUCGAUGAUCUCCCCGUCAACGCCCAGAAGUAUAUCCACCGCAUUGAGGAGAUCUGCGGGGUCCCAAUUGAGUGGAUCGGUGUCGGUGUCGACCGUGACGAUAUGGUUGUCAUUCCCCAGGCAUAA
Molecule: messenger RNA, 1374 nt
Organism: Linnemannia hyalina
Lineage: Eukaryota; Fungi; Mortierellomycota; Mortierellomycetes; Mortierellales; Mortierellaceae
Source: the annotation of a GenBank genome assembly